AGUUUGGAGAGAUUGCUGAGGUCUGUCUUUCUCUAUUAAGGGUGAAGGGCUCUAGGCCAGGAGCCAGAGGGAGGAUGAAAACAGGGGUUGACCUUCCCACUCACAGGGGUGGUCUUGGGAACAGUCACCCUAGAGUGUGUAGACGUGUGAGGACAAAAUGUACAGCAGUGAGCAGCAGUGCUUUGCAUAGGAUGAGCGGAACACACACGGAUAGGAACUGUUUCUCUAACACUCCUUAGUCAGGGUAAAAAUGGGUGUCUUGAACUCUGAAAGGAAGAAGAGAAUGAGCCUAGGUGUUCUUCCUAUGCCAGAACCUCUCCCACCUCCCAGGCCUAACGAGUGUCUGAGGGUACAGACCUCAUGGUAUUCUGGGACUUGUUGUUUUUGCUGGCCUUGCUCUCGGCAUGUUGGGAGCUGUAGUCCUUGGCAGCCACAGUCUGGCACAGCUGUUUAAUGCCAGCUGCUGCCCAUCCCCUGCAUGGAGGGUGAGGUCCCUCCCGCCCUGCAGUCCUGCCCCAUGAGUCAGCUUGAAGCCACGGUCUAAAGCCAGACUGGUGGCACACGAGAGUCUUCAGCGUCUCUUGACAGGAAGGGAACUAAUAGCUCCCUGGGUUAAUGAGCAGAUGCCAGGCAUGCUAGAGUCAAGUAGGGCAUCGUGUCAUCACCUGGCUUCCCCAGGGCAAGGGCUCGGGAGGGCAACUGAAAUGACCUGGAAAUUGGAGUGCUACAGAAAAUGCCCUUCUUGAACUUUGAGGCCUGGGUGGAGAAUAGGAGGAAAAGCAAUGAGUACAGGUGUACCUUCUCACAACACUGCCAUCACUCGUGUUCUCCUCUUUCUAUCCAUCCCACCACCAUGAAAGACCAGAAUAUUCUCAGGAUCUUAUUUCUAAAGAGGUCCUGGUGAAAUGGGAAAGUAUGGCCUGCCAUGAUGGGAAUGAUUGAUAUGGAGAGCUUUUCAGUCCCUGAGCAUAAAUGUCUCCUUUCUCUCUGCCUCCUACCACCACAUCUGCUGUUGCAAUUCUCCCUGUAAAAUUAACUCUCUGUUUCUCACUCGUGGAGUCUUUCUCUGUAGUCAGGCUGCCCAGAUAGCUGGGGCUGGUGUUUAGGAUUCUCCUCCUCCUCCUCCUCCUCCUCCUCCUUCCUUUUCUUCCUCUUCUUCUUCUGUCUUUUUUUUUUAAAGAUUUUAUUUAUUUUGAAUGCUCUAUGUGCAUGUACACCUGCAUGCCAGAAGAGGGUAUAGAUGGUUGUGAGCCACCAUGUGGUUGCCGGGAAUUGAACUCAGGACCUCUGGAAGAGCAGACAGAGCUCUUAACUACCGAGCCAUCUCUCCACCCCCGUUUUUCAGUCUUGAUGUAUGUUUCUCCUGAGCUUGAAAUUGGGCUGUGGAAAAAACACAGCGGCCCUCAGAUCUGACGGGACCAGAGGUAAACAGAGUGUCACUAGGUUACAGGAAGUAGUGACAGCACCAGAUGGAAGUCUCAGAUUAUGGAGAUCUUUGGAGGAUAGUUUGAGCUAUCCAAAACAGUAUUUUGUUUGUUGGGUUUGGGUUUUUAUUUGUCUGGUCAAGACGGGGUUUCUCUGUGUAGACCUGGCUGUUCUGGAAUUCGUUCUGUACCUAGCAUGGCCUCAAACUCAAGAGAUCUGCCUGCCUGUGCUGGGAUUAAAAGCUUUUGCCGCCACCACUACCCAGCUUAUUUGCUGGUUUUGUGUUUUGUUUGAGAUUGGGUCUCUUGGAACUCCAGCUGACCUUAACUUAUUGCUGUAGGGGAGGCUGGCUGCGACCUGGUUUUUGUUUGUUUCUUUUUUGUUGUUUUGUUGUUUGAUGGAGGGAGGACCUCUCAGAAUGUAGCUAGACUGUUCUUAAACUCAAAAUCCUCCUGCCUCAGCCCCUAGCAUUAUGUUAAAAGGCAUUGUGGUUAGUAGUGCUCACAAGCUGCUGACCACAGUGCUCACUGUCAAGAUGACAGUGGUGACAGCUGGCCUUCGCCUGGGCGGUCUCAUCACUCGUAUUAUAACGAGUUUCUGCUCUGUGAAGACCACUGUGUGUGCGCGCCCAUUGACAGCAAAGAAAUCAUUUGUGUUUUUCUUUUGAGUAUUGGUUGUGCACUGGGGGAAGGGCAUGGAGACCUUCUCCAGCUGUUUCCAGUUGACUGCCUGCUGCUUCCUUAUCUCUGGUUUGCAGGGCCUGGGGGGAGGGGUGAGAACUGGAAAGUGCCUUUCCACCUUGUUCUCUCCUAUUAAUGCUUGUUUUUGCUUGGAUUUGUGUGUUUGUUUGUUUAUGUUUUUUUUUUUGAGACAGGGUUUCUCUGUGUAGCCUUGGCUGUAUAGACUUACUUUGUAAACCAGGCUGGCUUGGAACUCACAGCAGUCCAACUGCCUCUGCCUCAGUGAGUGCUUAGAUUAAAGGCCUGUGCCACCAUCAUCUGGCUUCUAUUUAUUUAUUUUUGUUUGUUUGUUUGUUUUUGGAUGUUCAAGGCUGGGUUUCUCUGUCUAGCACUGGCUGUCCUGAACCUCUCACUGUAGACCAGGCUGCUCUUGAAUUUCUGGAGAUUUGCCUGCCUCUGCCUCCCCAGUGCCGGGGUUGAAGGGUCCAGCUGAGCCCAAGCGCUGCACGGAAUGGUGGCAGUCACCUUGCCAGUGCAGUGGGCAUGGACCAGACUGCAAGCUAGAGGGACAAGGCAUCAGACAGGAAGAGGGGACGCACGCCUAGGCUUGAGGCUUCUUCAUCGGGAUGUCUGCAGACCCCCCAGCCCAGGCCCAGUAUAAAGGCCGUGUGGGGGGGCCCCCCUGACCCAAGGGGGGGCUUCAUGCGCCACGUGCAGGCGGAGCCGUCUCCAUCUUCAGAGCCAGAGGCUGGCCCUUCACAGCCUCCAGUCAGACAGGGGACCCUCCAGGGUGGCCUGCUCAUGGGCUAUAGCCCAGCAGGGGGGGCGACAUCCUCUGGGGUCUACCAGGUAUCCAUCUUUUCUCCUCCAGCUGGUACCUCCGAGCCUCCUAGGGCUUUGAAGCGUCCGGCCCCUCCCACUGAGGGACCCCGGGAGCUGAAGAGAGGCCCUGGGCUGGGGGCCAGAGAGGGACUACCCCCCGAAGAACCAUCUACUGUGGGACUAUUAAGCCCAGAGGGACUGGGUCUGGGACUGGGUGUGGCCAGCCAGCAUUUCUCCCAUCAUGGCCUCUGUGUUGUGGAACAGGGAGGUAUUGCCACCUCACCUUGGACUUCAGGGACCCAGAGUAACCCCUGGCCCUCAUCAAAUGCUUCCUGCAAUACUUUGCACACCAGAGACUGGGCUUUCCCAGAUCAAGGGGGACAGGGGUGCCUUGGGGAGUCUCCAGGGCCAGCCCCAUCAGGCCAGCUGCACACACUUGACACUGAUUUGCACAAUCUUGCACAAAUAGGGAAUAAGAGCCCAGUGGCUAGGGUGGGCAACGGGAACAGCCCCUGGCCUAGGGAGUCCCUUGGAAGUGCCAAUGGGCACAGUCCCGAGCACACGCCCCCUGGCCCCGGACCUCCAGGCCCUUGCCCCACCAAGCGAAGGCUGCUGCCCGCUGGAGAAGCCCUGGAUGUCAGCUCUGAAGAUGAGGGCCCAGCCCCUCGGAGGCGCCGGGGAGCCCUGGGCUGCCCUCUUGCUGCCAAUAGUUCUGAUGCCAAAGCCACACCCUUCUGGAGCCACCUGCUGCCUGGGCCCAAGGAGCCUGUUUUGGACCCAACAGACUGCAGUCCCAUGGGGCGGAGGCUGAAAGGCGCACGUCGCCUGAAGCUAAGCUCCCUGCGAAGCCUCCGGAAGGGGCCAGGCCUGCUGAGCCCUCCCAGUGCCUCCCCCUUUCCUACCCCUGCUGUCAGCCGUACCCUGCUGGGCAACUUUGAGGAGUCAUUGCUUCGAGGACGCUUUGCACCGUCUGGCCACAUUGAGGGCUUUACUGCAGAGAUCGGAGCCAGUGGGUCUUACUGUCCCCAGCACGUCACGCUGCCUGUCACUGUCACCUUUUUUGAUGUUUCUGAGCAAAAUGCCCCAGCCCCCUUCUUGGGAGUUGUGGACCUGAAUCCUCUGGGGAGGAAGGGUUACAGUGUGCCCAAAGUGGGCACCAUCCAAGUGACCUUAUUUAACCCCAACCAGACUGUGGUGAAGAUGUUCCUUGUGACCUUUGACUUCUCGGACAUGCCUGCUGCCCACAUGACCUUCCUGCGCCAUCGCCUCUUCUUGGUGCCUGUAGGUGAGGAGGGAAAUGCUAGCCCCACCCACCGCCUCCUCUGCUACCUGCUGCACCUCAGGUUCCGGAGCUCUCGCUCAGGCCGCGUAAGCCUGCAUGGAGAUAUCCGCCUGCUUUUCUCUCGCCGGAGCCUGGAGCUGGACACUGGGCUCCCCUAUGAACUGCAGGCUGUGACUGAGGCCCCCCACAAUCCACGUUAUUCACCUUUGCCCUAAUUACCAUCAUUCUGAACCUAGGUGGCCCCAAAGCCUGCCUAUCUGCUCCAUCCUAGACAGGGUAAACUGUGGAGAAAUGGCGAGAGCCCCUUCAGGCUUAAAUUAAAGCCCUCACUGCGCUCACACCCAAAUGGAUUAUUUGGGUUUUUAAAGCUUCAAUCCUUCCAUACCCUGUCUACACUGGGUACUCUAUGUGCCUGUCCCCUCCCUUGGGUGUCCAGGCCAGCUUAGGCAGCAGGGAGGAACCAGAACUACCCUGAGAUUGUCCCAAGUUCCCAGGCAAGUAAUGCCAGCGUUGCCUCCCUGUCCUGGGCAGGGGCCACUUAUUAUUUUAUUUAUUUUUAAUUUAUAAUUUAUUCAAAUUGGAUUGCCUUGUUGACCUCCCAAACCUGGUAAUUGGCAUCACCCCACUCUGUUAUUGUCCCAACCUCAGGACUUGAAGAAGCAAGGGGAGAGCCACUCUCCUUUGGCUACGGGCAGAAGGUUUAUUCCAGAGGAACUGAGUCAUUAGCCAAAGACUCAGCUUCCCUUGUUUUUCUCUAUUCCUUUUCCCUUCCCUACCCUUCAACCCAUCUUUGAAAGCCAGUGUGUAUGUGUGUGUAUGUGUGAGUGUAUGCGUGCAUGCAUACACACAUACACACAUACACACGUGUGCAUGCACACAAACUUGGAUUUGUGUGGGGUGUGUUUGUAUGUGCAUGUACAUAAACUUGGAUUUGGUGUGUGUGUGUGUGUGUGUGUGUGUGUGUGUGUGUGACAGAGAGAGAGAGAGAGAGAGAGAGAGAGAAUAUGCAUGUAUGCAGAACAGAGGGGUUUAAGCACCCCUUACCUAGGGCUUCAGACUCAGUUGUCCCUCUUCUGCCUGGGUCUCCUUGCUUUGAGGUCCUGACUGAGGAAGGUGUCCAGGGGCAGAGUCAGGCCUAAGGACUGGGGAACCUUCUCUCACCUGACCAGACUCUGACCUACCUACCUCAGCUGGGAUGAGGGGUGUUCCUCAUAUUCAGUCAUGUGGUUCCCAGUUACCCGACUCAAGACUCUGACACAGCCUCAACCCUUAACUCUUGGGGCUCAGCUGAGGGGAACAAGCAUUUGCUGAAACUUGAAAAAAAAAAAAAAAAAAAAACAGGAAAAAUUGUACCUGGUACAUUUUUUUUUUUUUUUUAGGAAAAAAAAAAGAAUAAAUUCUUGUUUGGAAACUUGAA
Meriones unguiculatus (Mongolian gerbil) is the source of this 5626-nucleotide messenger RNA. RefSeq names its product atos homolog B (gene Atosb). The record is from RefSeq and is a predicted model, not a curated record. Lineage: Eukaryota; Metazoa; Chordata; Mammalia; Rodentia; Muridae. The coding region runs from base 2808 to 4424 and encodes 538 amino acids. The transcript is spliced from 9 exons.